Messenger RNA from Metarhizium acridum CQMa 102, 618 nucleotides. Lineage: Eukaryota; Fungi; Ascomycota; Sordariomycetes; Hypocreales; Clavicipitaceae. The record is from RefSeq and is a predicted model, not a curated record.
AUGCCGCCAGGUUUUUCGGCCGCCGUAGGGCAGCUGGAAACAUUUGUCCUGCCUGAAAGACUGUCGGGGUCGCUCUCUGACAGGGCCAUGGCCAAGGCCAUGGUGAGAGCCUGGAGACGGCAUGGUAUUCUGCAAAUUGCCAUGUCGCCGUCACAACAACAAAUAUAUGCCCAAGCCAAUGCCGCCAGUAGAGACUUUUUCAAGGCAAAACCGCCGCAGAAGCAAGCCUGUGUGAACGACUGUAGUUAUGCGGGCUAUAUUGCCUCUGGAGAAGAAAUUACUGCGGGCAUUGCCGACUAUUCGGAGAUUUUCACCGUAACAAAGGACCUACACCCAAAGGACCCCAGAGUUUUGGAGAAGUGGCCAUGUCAUGGCUCAUGUCCCUGGUUGGACAAGCGUAUGAAGAGCCCUAUGCUCAACUACAUGGCAGACAUGGGGUCCAGCGGCGACAAGGUCCUCCGGCUAAUCGAGCUGGGGCUUGAUGUGCCGCAGGGAUCCUUGACCAAGUACACCCAGGACGGGUGGCACCACAUGCGAGUUCUCAGGUACGUAGUAGACACGGUUCGAACUGCAUUCACAACAGGCCAACAUCAAAAGCGAGGUGGGGGGAAGUACUGA